CCCCAAAAAAAAAAAAUUAAGCCUAGCUCUAGCUCUAACUAGCUUUGCUACACCAUGAAAACGGACAUUGAAAGCCUCUGGGUUUUCGCCCUCGCUUCGAAAUGCAGAGCUCUCUCCCAAGAAAGCAUUGUGUGUUCUAUUCUUGUCAUCGCUCUCUCAUGGCUUGUCAUGGCUCUGUUUUACUGGGCUCAUCCCGGCGGUCCAGCCUGGGGUAGGACUGUCAAAAAUAUUUUUACAAGCAAGACUGCUAUGAUCCCCGGUCCGAGAGGUCUGCCGUUGACAGGCAGUAUGAGUCUGAUGACGGGUCUGGCUCACCGGAAAAUCGCUGCCAUGGCCGAGGCUUGCAACGCCAACCGGCUCAUGGCUUUCAGUCUAGGCCAGACUCGCGUCAUCGUGACGUGUAACCCUGACGUAGCGAGAGAGAUUCUCAACAGCUCCGUCUUCGCCGACCGGCCAGUGAAGGAGUCGGCCUACAGUCUCAUGUUCAACAGGGCCAUCGGAUUUGCCCCAUACGGAGUGUAUUGGCGAACCCUGAGGAGAAUCUCGGCCGCUCAUCUCUUCUGCCCGAAACAAAUCAAGGCAUCCGAGUCUCAAAGGUCCGAGAUUGCCUCCCAAAUGGUAGCAAUGUUUGGCGCGCACGCGCAUGGUUUACGCGUGCGGGAGGCCCUGAAGAGGGCGUCCCUCAACAACAUGAUGUGCUCUGUUUUCGGACGCAAAUAUGAUCUUAAUUCGAUUAGUGAUGAAGUGGAAGAGCUCAAGUCACUAGUGGACGAAGGCUACGACUUAUUGGGUAAGUUGAACUGGUCGGACCAUCUUCCUUGGCUCGCGGACUUUGACGCACAAAAAAUCCGGUUCAGAUGCUCAGAACUUGUCCCUAAAGUGAACCGGUUCGUUACCCGGAUCAUUUCCGAGCACCGUGCCGGAGCCGGUGACAAAUCCUCCCCGGACUUCGUUGACGUCUUGCUCUCACUCCAAGGACCUGACAAACUAUCCGACUCCGAUAUGAUUGCUGUGCUUUGGGAAAUGAUAUUUAGAGGGACUGACACAGUGGCGGUUCUGAUCGAGUGGAUUCUGGCGAGGGUGGUGCUUCAUCCAGAAGUUCAAUCAGCGGUGCAUGCUGAACUAGACAAAGUUGUUGGGCGGUCUCGAGCCGUUGAUGAGUCUGACGUCAAUGAGAUGGUGUAUCUGACGGCUGUGGUGAAAGAGGUGCUGAGGUUGCACCCUCCCGGCCCACUCUUAUCAUGGGCUCGCCUGGCCAUCACCGAUACAAUGAUUGACGGUCGACACGUGCCGCAGGGGACUACGGCGAUGGUCAACAUGUGGUCUAUUUCGCGAGACCCGGAUGUUUGGACUGACCCAUUGGAAUUUAAACCCGAGAGAUUUGUGGCGCAAAAAGGUGAGAUGGAGUUUUCAGUUUUCGGGUCGGAUUUGAGGCUGGCGCCAUUCGGGUCAGGGAGGCGGACAUGCCCCGGGAAGGCGUUAGGGUUGACAACUGUCACGUACUGGGUAGCGUCGCUUUUGCACGAGUACGAAUGGGUGCCGUCGGAGACGGUGGACUUGUCUGAAAGACUGAGGCUGUCUUGCGAGAUGGCUAAGCCUCUGACUGUGAAUGUGCUCCCAAGGCGUAUGUUAAGCACAGGUCAUUGAAGUUUAACACAAGUAGAAAAGGGAUACAAUGAAAGGGAAGAAGAACGUAAUUAGUAACAAGAAACUCCUGUAGAAGGUUAAUGAAAAUGGCUUCACUUGAGCAUAUAUCCCUUGUCUGUUGGGUCAUGUCCUAUUCUUGGUCUGUCACUCUCUUGGAUGCCAAGAUAGUUACAUGAUCAAAGUGUUUUAAGUUUAAUUAUUGUAUAAAUGGUGAAAUUUAAAACAAGUUCUAUUUGAUUUCC
Messenger RNA from Argentina anserina (silverweed cinquefoil), 1889 nucleotides. RefSeq names its product cytochrome P450 78A9-like. The transcript has 2 exons. The record is from RefSeq and is a predicted model, not a curated record. The coding region runs from base 55 to 1647 and encodes 530 amino acids. NCBI's taxonomy places the organism in Eukaryota, Viridiplantae, Streptophyta, Magnoliopsida, Rosales, Rosaceae. Gene Ontology annotation, molecular function: oxidoreductase activity, acting on paired donors, with incorporation or reduction of molecular oxygen; heme binding; iron ion binding.